Messenger RNA from Copidosoma floridanum, 532 nucleotides. RefSeq names its product SAYSVFN motif domain containing 1 (gene Saysd1). The record is from RefSeq and is a predicted model, not a curated record. Lineage: Eukaryota; Metazoa; Arthropoda; Insecta; Hymenoptera; Encyrtidae.
UCUGCUUCUGCAGCUGUUCGCAAUUGAUAAACAGGUGUGUCAUCCUGAUUAGGGUCUGGAUUGAUGGAAGCCAGGCUCGCUGCGUGGAGAGCUAAGAAGCGCAAGGAAGCAAUGGUGUGUCGCAUAAAAGAGGUCCUCUCCUGGCAACGAAGCCCCACUGGCUCGACUGUUGAUGACAAGGAUGACCUGGAGAGCAUUAUUUCAGAGGAUAGCAUAGACUUCAGCACGCCGCCUCGGGACAGUACGUUUUUCACUUGGACCAUGUGUUGUCUUUACUUUUUGCUGUGGGCUACUCUGUACAUCAUUGCGAUUGAAACUGAGUUUGGCGCUGCGUAUUUUGUGAUAUCCGCACUGAUAUUUAUUUACUUUAACACAAGGUCGGGACCUAAACGAAAAGGAGAAGUCAGUGCAUACUCGGUUUUCAAUCCCAAUUGCCAAUCCAUUGAUGGAACCUUGAAGCCUGAACAGUUUGAACAAGAAAUCAGAUUUGGUGCGACAAGUGUACACUAGUGGUUGCGUGGUAUGUAUUGUU